This is a messenger RNA of Aspergillus aculeatus ATCC 16872, 555 nucleotides long. RefSeq lists its product as uncharacterized. The record is from RefSeq and is a predicted model, not a curated record. The transcript has 4 exons. NCBI's taxonomy places the organism in Eukaryota, Fungi, Ascomycota, Eurotiomycetes, Eurotiales, Aspergillaceae. The coding region runs from base 1 to 555 and encodes 184 amino acids.
AUGUCAGAAGAACUCACCAGGGUCGACUCCGCCGUCGCUGGCCUGACGAUAACGGCCAAGGACGAGAAACCAGUCCAGGUCACCAAGGACACCAAAGAGACCAAGGAGACCAAGCACAGACGUCACUCGUCCACCGCGGACGGCGUCUACAACAUCAAGGAACUCGAGGAGAAGAAGAUCGAAUUGACCCUGCCCAUUGAGACACAACGCACAGGAUGGAAGCUCAACACCUCCCCAUCCACCGUCGAAGACAAGGACAUCCUCAAACUCCACCUCGUCAACCCUCCGGUCAAGAAGAUCGACCUGCACUUCCCCUUGGGCCUGGAGGUCACGGCCCGCAACAUGAAGGGCGUCACGAUAAAGGAUGCGCUGGACGCAAUCUACAAGCAGUUCAAGAAACAGUCUGACGACGUAUUGACCGAUCCCUACCUCAAAGGUUUCGAGUGGGACAAGGAUGAGUGCUGGACACGCCUCAUUGUCCACCAGACCAAGCAGGGUCCCCCGGCCCAGCCCAGCAGCAAGAAGUCCAAGAAGAAGAAGAACGAGGACGCAUAG